This is a messenger RNA of Zasmidium cellare ATCC 36951, 855 nucleotides long. RefSeq lists its product as uncharacterized. Gene Ontology annotation, cellular component: membrane. Lineage: Eukaryota; Fungi; Ascomycota; Dothideomycetes; Mycosphaerellales; Mycosphaerellaceae. Bases 1 to 855 code for a protein of 284 amino acids. The record is from RefSeq and is a predicted model, not a curated record. The transcript has 4 exons.
AUGUCUCUCCCAACCUCAGAAGAUGGCACACCGCCAGAGCUGUUCGAAUACCAUCCAAACGGCAUUGCCGCCUGCAUCUUCAUCGCAGGCUUCGGACUGGGCACUAUCGCACACCUCGUCGAGAUGCUCUGGCUCCGGACGUGGUACUUCAUCCCCUUCCUGAUCGGAUGCAUCAUGGAAACCUUCUCCUACUACGGCCGCUACUGGCUCUCCCACGUACCUCAAAACUUCAAAGCCUACGUCCUCUACCUCCUCCUCAACCUCCCCGCGCCAAUCUUCCUCGCCGCCACAAUGUACAUGUUGAUUCGCCGCAUCAUCGAAUCCCUUGAGGCGAAUGAGCUCUCGCCGCUCCGUCCGAGCCUCAUGUCGAAACUCUUCGUCGCGGGUGAUAUCAUCUGCUUUGCGGUUCAAAUGGCGGGUAUUGGCCUCUCCGUCACGACGAGCGCGAGUCUGCAACGAACAGGCGGAGUCGUCGUCGUUAUCGGUCUGGUCUUCCAGGUUCUGGUGUUCCUGGUCUUCGUCAUCCUCGUCUGGAAAUUCUUCAGUAGAUGCAAGGAGCAAGUCGGCUCAGAUACCAUCGCUUGGAAGAGAUACAUCAUCGCUCUCCUCGCCGCUAGCGGACUGAUCGUUCUUCGAAACUUGGUUCAGGGGAUCCAACAUGCGGCGGGGAAAGAGAGCUAUGUUGCAACACACGAAGCUUUUGCGUAUGUGUUCGAUGCGGUGCCAAUGUUGGGUGUGGUUGGCGUUUUCGCUGUGUUCCAUCCGGGAAGGCUGCAGAGGUCGGUGAGAGGAGGGAUUGAGCUCUCGAACGGAUUGCGGGAUGAUUGCAGAUGGAUAGCGGGAUCGUACGUUUAG